Melanotaenia boesemani (Boeseman's rainbowfish) is the source of this 2648-nucleotide messenger RNA. It is a transcript of the gene smtnl1, whose product is annotated as smoothelin-like 1. Gene Ontology annotation, molecular function: protein binding. The record is from RefSeq and is a predicted model, not a curated record. NCBI's taxonomy places the organism in Eukaryota, Metazoa, Chordata, Actinopteri, Atheriniformes, Melanotaeniidae. The transcript is spliced from 5 exons. The coding region runs from base 207 to 1577 and encodes 456 amino acids. Gene Ontology annotation, biological process: actin cytoskeleton organization. Gene Ontology annotation, cellular component: filamentous actin; microtubule organizing center.
UAGAAGAGUGCUUGCUGAGAGGGAGAGAAAGAGUGACAGGAGGGAAAAGUCUGAGACAACACAAGACAGAGACGUUAAGAAAGAGUUCAUAUUUUAAUAGAUGAAAAACUUUGUUUGAAGAAGACGGAAGUGAUAUUUGUGUAACUUUAACAGAAAGCCCAAACUGACUCCUGAUCCAGUCAACAAAUUGGGAAAAUCUGGAAAGUAUGGAUGGAAAAUCACCCAGCCAGGAGACAGGGACAACCUGUGAGACAGACACCAACAACAACGACCAGGCAAAUGAACCAGGACUGGUGGAAAAUAAAGAAUCAGAAAAAAGAGCAGAAGGUCAGGGGGUAAUAGAUGUGGGGGAGAGGGGUGAGGCAGAUAGAGAACAAGAACAGACAGCAGAAAAAGAGGUCAGUGUUGGAGAUACAAACAAGCAUGAGACUGUAUCACAGCCUGCUGAAGGCGACACUGAAGAGGCUGGACAAGAUAAGGACAAAGCACCUGGUGAGGAUGAUGUAAAUGGAUUUGAAAUGAGGGGAGAAAAAGAUAAGGAGGGUGAGGCGGAAGAAGACAAGAAAGGAGAGCUGGUUCAAGAAGUUCAGAGUUGUGAGACUGGGGGAGAUGGAGAGGAGAUGAAGGACAAGGAGGACACUGAAUGUCAGAAAAAAACAAGGAAUGAAGAAAAAGAUGUGAAGAUAAAAGAGACAAAAGAAGUGGAGGAGAAAAAACAAAGCAAAAAGUUAUAUGAGAUGGCAGACAAAGGAAAAACUAAGGAGGCAGAAAAACAAGGGAAGCCCAAAAAAAGGAGUGGUCCUCCCAUUUCAUCUGUCUCCAGACCCCGAUCGUCAGCACGCUCUAUUAGAGCGUCUGCUAAAAAUGACAUAAUCGCAAAGUUCCAACAGGGAGCACCAGAAACACCAGUAACUCGCAACUUCAAAAUUCAGAGGUCAUCUACGGCUGUGGCUACAGGAGCUUCAAUCAAACAGAAGGUGCUUCAGUGGUGUCGGAACAAGACUCGCAACUAUGAGGGCAUCAACAUAGAAAACUUCUCAUCGUCCUGGUGUGAUGGGCUGGCUUUCUGUGCUCUGAUCCAUCGUUUCUUUCCAGAUGCUUUUGACUACAGCUCCCUGAAUCCAAAUGAAAGGGAAAAAAACUUCUCCUUGGCCUUCGAAACUGCAGAGUCCUUGGCUGACUGCUGCCCUCUGCUGGAAGUGUCUGAUAUGAUCAUGAUGGGUAACCACCCCGACCCCAUGUGUGUGUUCACAUAUGUCCAGUCCCUCUGUCACAGCCUCUCCAAAAUCGAGACGAAGAGAAGGGACAAAGAGAAAUCAGAAAACAGUGAAGAAAAAGAGAAAGAAAAUGAUGAAGUAGGAGAGGUAUCAGCUGUUGAGACCGAGACAACAGAAAGCCAAGAGGAGAAACAAGGAAAUAAUGCAGAGCCACAAGGAACCGGAGAGGAGGAAGAUGCUGCAAAGUGCUGUGGGAUGGAGGAAGGUGAGGAAGUGUUAGUUGAGUCACAGUCUGAGAACAAAACUGCCAGCACACAAAAAGACAAAACGAUGGUUGACACUGAGGAAGUCUUAGUUUAGUGUUAGUGAUGAGGUCUUAGGUCACGUUUCAACUGAAAUGCUGGUAAUUAAAUGUUAUUGGUACAUGGAUUUUUUUUUCUUUUGUUUUCAAUGAAUUUGUGUGUUGUCUAUAAUACCCCUCAAAAGUCUGGAGCCACUUUCCCAUUAAAUCUAAUAGGAAAAUGAAUUCAAACGUUUGACUGGUAGUGUGUAUUUUGAGCACAUUACUCUGAAUGAUUCAGCUCUUCCAUUUAAUGUGUUUAUGGAAAAUGUUUAAAAAAAAAUAUUUGAAACUGCUAAACAAGAAGUUGUUUUUCUGUGUAAAUGAUGAGAUGGCAAUGGACUUUUAUCUUUUGACAAAACAAAAAAUAACUUACUUUAUUAAACCUACUAAAAGCAGCUGUGUUUUCUGGUUUGUUUGUGGUAUGUUUAUGAAUAAGUAGGCUUAUGAUUUAAAAAAAAAUCAUGAUGACUUUAAUGUGAGAUUUAUUUAACCUUAAAUAGUUUUGACAAACUUAGAUAAAGACAUUUCUUUAAAACAUUAAACAGAAAAAUUACUGUUAUGUAGAGUUUGGGUUUCUUUUAGACAUUUUUUGUUUGUAUGGCUUAUCACUAAGCUGCUGUUAUAAUAAACUGCAAUGUAUCUUGUUCUAUAACACUGAUGAAACACUGAAAAAUCUUGUGGUUUGAGUAAGAAAUAGUUUUUCUUAAUAUCAAUGAGAUACAAUUAUUUUUGUAGCAGUGAUUAAAUACAUAUGAUGCAGAUGAUGAUGAUCCAUAGAAAACCAUAGUUAAUGAAAAAAAAUAUAUAAAAUUCUUUUUACCACACAAUGUUUUCAUUUGAGGUUUUGUACAUGUGAAUCAUGACCUUAUGAAGUACAUUGUAUUUUUGUAGAUUAAACCACCUAAAUAAAUAAACAAAUAAUAAAAUAAAAUAAAUAAAUAAAAAAAAAGCUUGAGAACACUUAAUAAUGGGACAAUUAUAUUCUUGCAAUGCCGCAGACUAUAAUUACCUGAUUGUUGUAGUGAAUAAAACUUAUAGCGGUUAUUUGCAGGAUUUUUUUCUUCUCAAUACACCAAUAAAUUAUCAUU